Clunio marinus is the source of this 1578-nucleotide messenger RNA. NCBI's taxonomy places the organism in Eukaryota, Metazoa, Arthropoda, Insecta, Diptera, Chironomidae. The record is from the annotation of a GenBank genome assembly.
GGAUCAAUUGUGCGUCACCGUCGGAAAUAAGUUGAUCAUUGUUCUGUGGAUUACAUACCCUGAAGAAGAAAAAUGAAUUUUUAUGUGGCAUUUGUUGUAGCUUUGGCAACCAGCACAUUUGCUGAACCACCAGCAUUGAGUUCUUCUUAUGGAUUACCACAUCUUUCAUCGGGAUAUUCCUACCAACCAUCUAUUGCUCUCAUUUCACAAGGAACUGAUUACAUUGAACAAUCAGUUGGACAUCAAACAUCCGAAGGUCUUCAUUUAGAUUCAAACUUGUUGAACAAAAUCAGUGGAAUUUUAAUUCAACACGAGAAUUCAGGAAGACAACAACAAGUCUACGCUGCUCCAUCACAUUCAUAUGGAGUUCCACAAUCAACAUACGGCCCACCCAGCCAUUGGUCUGGUUGGACAUCAUCGAAAGUCGUCGGAAUUGAUUAUGAUCAUCUCAGACAAAGUCAUCAAGUUGCACAGUAUCUUGGACUUGACCGUUACGCUUCCAGCCAUUCCGGAUAUAGCUCACAAAAUUCUGGAUGGGUUGCACAAUCAAAACCAAUUGCAUGGCAACAACCUUCCGUAUACAUUCAACCCAGCUCAUCAUAUGUGUCAGCUCCAAGCUUUUCAUUAAACGCACCGUCAAAAUCAUCCGGAUGGGCAAGACCUGCCGUCAAAAUUUCUUCUUCACGCUGGCAUCAAUUGUAUUUCAUAGCUCGGAUUAAGAACAUCGCAAGUAACAUGAACAAGUUUGGUGUGAUACUUUUUGUGGCUCUCGCUUCAAGCGUUAUUGCUGAACCACCAAGUGGCUACUCAUAUAGACGACCAUCUUUCGGUGGCGGACAUAGAUCAUCGUUCGGUGGAUUCUCCGGAGGUGGUGGAUACUCAGGAGGCGGUGGAUACUCAGGAGGCGGUGGAUACUCCGGAGGUGGUGGAUACUCAGGAGGUGGAUUCGGAGGGGGAUUCAGCUCAGGAGGAUCUGGAUACCAACAAGUUUCCAUUGGUCAUCAAUCAUCUGAAGGCCAAUACAUCGAUCAACAAUUGUUGUACAAAAUCAAAGAAAUCUUAUUGCAACAAGAAAACUUGAAUGGCGGCGGUGGAUUUGGAGGUGGAUUCGGAGGCGGACAUGGUGGUGGAAUCUCAUCAAGCUAUGGUGCCCCAUCUUCCAGCUAUGGCGUUCCAUCUUCAAGCUAUGGAGUUCCUGGAUACAGUUCUGGACGUGUUGUUGGAAUUGAAUUGGGACAUGUUGUGCAAGGACACCAAGUUGCUGAAUACUUGAAACACGAAGCUUCAAUUGGACACGGAUACGCUCCAUCAGUCUCAUAUGGCGCCCCAUCAGCCUCAUACGGAGCUCCAUCUAUCUCAAUUCCAAGCUCAUCAUAUGGCGCUCCAUCAAGCUCAUAUGGCGCCCCAUCAAGACCCUCAAGCUCAUACGGUGUUCCCCAUUAAAUAAUACGUCGGCCGCAAUUACUUGACAUAAGACAGAAAGAAGAAAACAAAAGAAAAAACCCUAAUUAAGCUUUAUAUCUAACGAGAGAGAAACUUAGAGAGAGAAAAUAAUUCCAACGCGUCUUAAUUAAUUUA